AUGCGUUUGUGUGGCUCAGCAUUGUCCGUACUAGUUGUACUGUCAGUAGUGUUCGGACUAAUCGAGAGUAACGACUUGAAAUCAGAUCAAACGAUGAUCGAUAAUCUGUCAUCAUUGAAUCAUGAUGUCAACAAACGUGCAGCACUCUUGUCAAGAUACGGAAGGGCUUUGCUUUCAAGAUACGGCAAACGAUCAGAACUCACUCCUCAACCAUUUGUCAUUCAGAACACGAAUGCUGACGGCUAUUUCGAUCAACUAAGUAUUCAUCAACAUGAAUAA
This is a messenger RNA of Anisakis simplex (herring worm), 279 nucleotides long. The record is from the annotation of a GenBank genome assembly. Lineage: Eukaryota; Metazoa; Nematoda; Chromadorea; Rhabditida; Anisakidae.